AUGUGGUACAUUUACCUAUUUAAACCUCUACGUCCCCUCUCUCACGCAGCAACAGCGCUUCUUCAAGCUACAACAGCAGCAAUAUUAUCGUUCUCUAGUACCUUUCCUAUCUCUAAUCUAAACAAUCCUCUUCAAAUCAUACAGUACAAAGGGCCUAAGGAAACCUCUCGUCAUAAACCCUUAAAGGGGCUGUUAAGCAAAAACACUCAAAAACUAAACACUAAACUAGAGAGCAAAGGAGAUCUUGCACCUACGUCAGACGGAGCUAAAUUGAUCAAUUUAACAUCCUCAGACAUAGAUAGAGAAACUAAUAGCAACAUCAGCGGUACCGCAGGUGAAGAAGUUAGUAAUAUUAGCAGUUACGAAAAAUUUACACUUCUAUGCGAAAUUAAAGGCAGAGAGGACGAGAACUCAAAUAAGCUAACUCCCAAUAUUACUAAUCAAGACAAGGGUGACUUACAUGAAAACAAUGCAAAUAUGCAGGCAGGUCACGAGCUUAAGGUUUCAAGCACCACAGCCACGGGUACUUAUGGUGGGAAGUUCUUUGUCAAACAAGCAGCGCAAGACUAUUUCCGUACCGUCGAAAACAGAAGCAGCAGCAAUACUAAUAGGGAUUAUGACAAUUGCGACAAUUCGACUACGGGGCUCACCAGCAAGCGGAAACGCCUACAGCCAACCUAG
Messenger RNA from Exserohilum turcica Et28A, 681 nucleotides. RefSeq lists its product as uncharacterized. NCBI's taxonomy places the organism in Eukaryota, Fungi, Ascomycota, Dothideomycetes, Pleosporales, Pleosporaceae. The coding region runs from base 1 to 681 and encodes 226 amino acids. The record is from RefSeq and is a predicted model, not a curated record. The transcript is spliced from 3 exons.